AUGCUUCAUCGCAAGUCGCCACGAAAGACUCUGGCCAUUCACGAUGGAACUUUCCCCGCUCUCCUCAAGACCUUGUCCGACCCUGCAGAUGCUGUCGUCACACGCGAUCUCACGUUGCUCUCCCAAAUUUCAAAGAACAGCGACGACUCUUACUUUACCUCCUUCAUGAUUAAUCUCUUGAAGCUCUUUUGUACAGACAGAAAAUUGCUCGAGAUCAGAGGGAACCUCAUCAUCCGUCAGUUGUGCUUGAACCUCAGCGCAGAACGUAUCUACCGCACGCUGGCAGACUGCCUGGAGAAGGACGACGAUGUCGAGUUCGCAAGUAUCAUGGUGCAGAACCUGAAUAAUAAUCUCAUUACCGCCCCAGAAUUGGCCGAUCUCAGGAAACGCUUGCGAAACCUCGAGAACAGAGACGGCCAGACAUUCUUUGUCACCUUGUUCAGAGCGUGGUGUCAUAACGCUGUAGCCACGUUUUCGCUUUGUCUGCUCGCUCAAGCAUAUGAACAAGCUUACAACCUGCUGCAGAUCAUCGCAGAGCUCGAGAUGACAGUCACCAUGCUGAUCCAGAUCGACAAACUGGUCCAAUUACUCGAGUCGCCUGUAUUUACCUAUCUCCGACUUCAGCUCCUUGAGCCGGAGCGCUUCNCCCACCUUUACAAGUGUCUUUACGGUCUUCUGAUGCUUCUACCGCAGUCUUCGGCAUUUGCAGCGCUUAAGAAUCGCCUGAAUAGUGUCAGCGCGAUCGGCUACUUGCACAUUGCCCCAAGAACGUGA
Molecule: messenger RNA, 774 nt
Organism: Aureobasidium uvarum
Lineage: Eukaryota; Fungi; Ascomycota; Dothideomycetes; Dothideales; Saccotheciaceae
Source: the annotation of a GenBank genome assembly